Molecule: messenger RNA, 2050 nt
Organism: Prunus avium (sweet cherry)
Lineage: Eukaryota; Viridiplantae; Streptophyta; Magnoliopsida; Rosales; Rosaceae
Molecular function (GO): protein binding; DNA binding
Source: RefSeq, a predicted model, not a curated record
GUCAUCAUUGUUCAGUUUCUUCUUGACUCUGUGAGAGUGAGCGAGUGAGUCUGUGAGCGUUUUUGCUGAAGGUACAAGAAGAAGAAGGGUGGGUUUUGAUUUGAUUGAUGGAUUGUUCUUUCAGUUGGAUGGUGGAUCCGACUCCGAACCCGGAUCCGAAUUCGACUCCGUUCAGACAAAGCAAACGGGUCCGGUCCAAGAAACAAGUGGAGUUUACCGGGUGGGGCUCCAGGCGGCUCUUUGAGUUUCUGGAAUCGAUUGGCAGAGACACCAGCAACCCAAUCUCGCAAUACGACGUCGCCUCCAUCAUCGCCGACUACGUCAAUCAACACAAGCUUCAGCACCCCACCAAGAAGAAGAGAAUCGUCUGCGACGACACCCUCCACUCGCUCUUCGGCCGCAAAACCAUUGGCCGAGUCAAAAUCUACGACUUGCUCCACCAACAUUUCGCCGAAAAUCAACAAGACGACUCAACCGACGACGGCGAAAACGAUGAUGACGACGAAAACCCCUUUUCCAAUUACUUCUUAGGCUCAGCAGACGACAACAUUUCUCAAUCGCAAUCUCGACAGCGGAAGCAGAAAAACCCCAAGAGAUUCGAUUCUGCUUGUCCUCCAAAAAGCAAAAGCUGUUUUGCUGCCGUCAUCCCCGAGAACAUAAAGCUGGUGUAUUUGCGGAGGUCUUUGGUGGAGCAUCUUCUUCUUCUUCACAAUCAGCAGGAGCAGCAGCAGCCACAAAAUCAAGCGUUGUUUGAGGAGGCUAAAGUUGUGGGAAGCCUUGUCAGAAUCAAGGCCGACCCGAAUGACAUCUCGCAGACGAACUCUCACCAGCUUCUCCAAGUUACAGGUCUUGUUCAUGAUGAUAAUGUCAGCAGCAGCAGCAACAGAGGAGUUCUUCUUCAGCUUUCCGGCCUCGCCCUCCCAAAACAAGUCCAAAUUUCCGAGCUGUCCGAUGAUAACUUCUCCCCGGAAGAAUGUGAGGAUUUGUGUCAAAGAAUAAAAGAUGGGUUGCUCAAGAGUCUUACAGUGGUGGAGCUUCAACAAAAGGUCCAGAUGUUGCACGAGGAUAUAACAAAGCAUUGGCUCGUGAGAGAACUUGCUUUGUUACAGAAACUAAUUGAUCGAGCCAAUGAAAAGGGAUGGCGUCGAGAGCUGUUUGAGUACUUGGAGAGAAGGCAAUUGCUUCAGACUCCAGAUGAACAGGCAAGAUUGUUGCGUGAGGUUCCGAAAGUCAUUGCAGAUGAAAUAGAGCUAGAAGGUGCACCGAAGGAUGCUCCAGAUGAAGUACAAGAAGGGAACCACAGUUCACCAACAGAUAUCCAAAGGGUUGCUUCAGAAGCUCCUAUUUGUGAUAUGCCAGCUCCUACUUGUGAUGUACCAGCAGAAGAAGCUCUAUUAACUCGGACCUCAGGUGGCGUAGAUUCUGAAGCAGCAAGCAAUCAUGAUGCUUCUUGGCAAGAAUGGCGGGAACAACCGACAGAGUCCGUAAACAGUAGCAAUGGUGAGAAAAAGCAUGGAAUUAUCGACACUAAGGGAUUUCAGAAACUGGUGGAUAAGCUGGUAAUGACAUCUCAGGUAAUUGAUUUAAGUAAUGAUGAGGAAAAUGAAGAAAGAUAUGACGUAAAGGAGAUUCCUGGUGACCAGCUGGGGAGCUUGAUAUGGCAUUAUUUAGAUCCCCAGGGAAACAUACAGGGUCCCUUUUCAAUUGAUUCCUUAAAGUCAUGGAGCGAUGCUGAAUACUUUCCUCCAGAUUUCAAAAUUUGGAAGGCAGGUCAGAGCCUAAAUCAAGCUGUAUUAUUGAAAUGCAUUCUUCAGCAGACUUAUCCGAAUAAAGUUUCAAAAGAUUAGAUUUUGGUUAGUCAUUAGUUCAGGGUUCAUCUGUCAUUAUCCGAAUAAAAUUUCCAUGCAGGGAUAUGACAAUCUUGGCUGUCGUGGUGAUGAAUUUUAAUGCUUAGAGCUUGCUUUGCUGAAAUUCUUGAAAUUUCAGAUAAUUUGAUUUGUGCUGGUAAUUGAAUAUGCAAUGCUAAUUUAUACUACGGGUUUUGAAAUGA